CUCCGCCCCCUCUCCCUCUCGUAGUCUCUCCCCCUUUGCUCUCGAGCCGCAUCUGCUUCGCCUCGCCGCCGCUGCGCUCACCUAGCAGCGACCGGCGUCAUCGUGACCUCGACGUACGCGCGCCUCCCCUCGCCGGAGUUGGAAGGUUCACUUGGAAAAUUUUGGACCAAUGGAAGAGGAAGAGUAUAGCACUGAAUCAUCUAAUGAAGAAGAUUUGCAAGAAGAUGGUGAGAAAGAAGGAAAUGCUGCUGAGAUUGAUGUCUUCAAACCAGUUGAUAUAGAUCCGGCAUGUUUGCCAAAAGUAGGGAUGAUAUUUGACUCGGAGGAAGAUGCCUUUCAGUUCUAUGUGACAUACGGUUGUCACGCAGGUUUUGGUAUUACAAGAAGAUCUAACAAUACCUUUGAUGGUUUCCGUUAUCGCUCUACAUUCAUAUGUUCUAAAGGAGGGCAGUCUAGACUGAGAUCUGGUGUGACAAGACCUGCAAGAAAGCGAGGCAUGAAGACUGGCUGCAAGGCUAAGAUGAUCGUGAAGGACGCACAUUUUCAGAACCGCUGGGAAGUAAUUGUUCUUGAGUUGGAGCACAACCAUCCACUGGAUCCGAGCUUGCUUAAAUUUAAGAGGCAUUUGAAGAACUCUCCUUUCUCUCUAAAUCCACCUCGUAUGUCUGAGUCUGAGGGACCACAGAGCAGCUCAGCUGUUGCACUUUCAGGUAGAGGUGGUGAUACUGGUGUAACUUCAUCUACACAGGCUGAAUUCAGAACCAAGAUAGACAGAAAUAGGAAAUUGAAGCUUGCAGAUGGAGACUUAGAGGAACUGUUGAAUUUUCUCAACAAAAUGCAAGACCAAAACCCUUGUUUCUUUUACAGUUUAGAUAUGAAUGAGCAAGGGCAGCUAAGGAAUGUCUUUUGGGCGGAUGCCAAAUCACGCAGUUCAUACAAUUACUUUGGUGAUGUUGUUGCUAUUAAUGUCACAAACUUUAGUGAUCAGUAUGAUAUGCAGUUUGUGUCAUUUGUGGGCACUAACCACCAUGCGCAGCCAGUGUUACUAGGCUGUGGCCUGCUUGCAGGUAGAUCUCUUGGAGCUUAUGUGUGGCUUUUCGGUACGUGGUUAAGAUGUAUGAAUGCCAAGCCACCACAUUCAAUAAUUACCAAUUACUGUCAUGAUGUAGCAAUAGCUAUUAAAAAGGUUUUUCCUAAUGCAAGGCACCGUUUUUGCCUUUCGCACAUCUUAAAUGAGCUUCCUGAAAAGUUGGAAGAAAUGGAGAGCAAGGAUGAAGUUAUUUCCGCAUUCACCACACUGGCCUAUGAUUAUGUUACUAUGCCUGACUUUGACAAAGAGUGGCAAGAUACCAUCCAACAUUUUCGCUUAGAGGGAAAUGAAUGGUUGUCUAAACUAUAUGAGGUCAGGAUGCAAUGGGCUCCUGUUUAUGUGAAGGAUUCAUUUUGGGCAGGAAUGUCUGUCACAGAUAGAAGUGAUAGUGUUACUGACUAUUUUGACGGCUGGUUGACGUCAGGAACCUCUUUGAAAAUGUUUGUAGAGCAGUAUGAGGGAGCUGUUAAAGAUAAGUUAGAAAAGGAAUCUUAUGAAGAUUUAAGAUCAUCACAGAUGAGGCCACCAAUGAUGACAGGAUUACCUGUGGAAGAUCAAGCCGCAAAGGUGUACACUGCAGAAAUCUUUCAGAAGUUCUUGAAUGAAAUAGGGCAUUCAUUUCAUUGCAAUUAUAGUAUACUUGACCGGAAUGAUUCAGUGGUUACAUACGUAGUUUCGGAGCAUAUCAAUCAAGCAACCAAGGUAGACUACAAAGUUGUUUAUGAUAAUGUUGAAGAUGACAUAUGGUGCCUCUGCCGGUUGUUCCAAUCCAAAGGAAUAUUGUGCAGGCAUGCGCUCACUGUAUUGAGGCAGGAGCUUGUGCUGAUGAUUCCACCAAAAUACAUCAUUCAUCGCUGGUGCAAGGAUUGUAAACAAACAUGUGCUUCCAUAUCCCAACCUGUCUCAGCGGGUAAUCAGGAACUGGGAAGCUACGAUGAUCUCUACAAACUUGGCCACCAAUACUUUGCGGAAGUUGUGGAAUUUGGUUCCAUGAACUCAGAAUCAAAAGAAUAUGCUUUGUCAAUCAUGAGGGAAAUCAGGGAUAAAGUGAUCUCAUAUGAGAAGUCACUAAGAGAUCAAAGGGUUGACAGCCAUGUUUCAACAGCCAACUUUGCAUACAAUCCUGUGAACGAGGAUUUUACUGAUGAUGCAUUGCCCAUCUCUCUUAGUACAAAGGGCUGGGAUCUUACUCAAGGCCAGUCCAAGCGUUCCCGCAAGAAGAAGCUGGCGACCCCAACUGUUCUUGAUACCUUGAAAAAAAAAACUAAAAGGGCAUAUAACAAGAGGAGGAAUGCCACCGCAAACACUAUAAACACAGCAGUCACUGCAACUGACAGCGUAACUGAUGCAACAAAUGUCCAGGCGAAUCCUGUAAAUGAGGGAUGGCCGUUAACAUCGACGGGUGCUCCGGAAACUUUCCCUUAUGGAGUGGAGACCAUUUCAUUUGAUUUGUCACAAUACAACAAUGCGCCAAGCUUCCAUUGGCCUGAAAGCAGCAGCAGGUCUCAGCUCCAGUGAGAGGAAGCAGCAAGGCAAUUGUAGAUCCCUUCCAAUAGACUAAGUUCUGACAGUAUCAUAGCUGGGAAAAACUAGGGGUGAUAGAUCAGGUCUGACCUUCGUGUUCCGUGCCUCGGAGUUGGUGACCACCAGAACAAAGGUGAAGAAGGAAAAGAGAUCACAUUUGGUGAAAACCGGCAAAAUCAACCAUCUUUGAACCAUUUUGGUCCAAAGGGGUUUAUCCAGUAUGCGAUGUGCCUCCGCAUCUGUCUAAUUGCCGAGCUGUACAUAAUCGUUUCCUUUUUGCUUGGAUAUUUGCAGCUCCCAUUAGGUUUAUCUGAACCAUGUUAGGUCAGAUGCACUCGAAUCGAUCUCUGAUAAUUUGACCUGAUGUUUCCAUGUGUAUCCCUGUGAAUCCAUUUGCAAUCAGAUGUUUGCUGCUUCUCUGUGAA
This is a messenger RNA of Setaria italica (foxtail millet), 3039 nucleotides long. Its product is annotated as protein FAR1-RELATED SEQUENCE 6. Lineage: Eukaryota; Viridiplantae; Streptophyta; Magnoliopsida; Poales; Poaceae. Gene Ontology annotation, biological process: regulation of DNA-templated transcription. Gene Ontology annotation, molecular function: zinc ion binding. The transcript is spliced from 4 exons. The record is from RefSeq and is a predicted model, not a curated record. The coding region runs from base 170 to 2608 and encodes 812 amino acids.